Hypoxylon fragiforme is the source of this 3587-nucleotide messenger RNA. RefSeq lists its product as uncharacterized. Lineage: Eukaryota; Fungi; Ascomycota; Sordariomycetes; Xylariales; Hypoxylaceae. The transcript has 2 exons. The record is from RefSeq and is a predicted model, not a curated record. The coding region runs from base 246 to 3428 and encodes 1060 amino acids.
UAACUUCUUCUCGUCGUAACUUUCGUACGUCUGUUUACAGAUGAUUGCUUCGAUGUUUGUUGAUUCCAACGUCCCGCCAAUUCACCUAUCUGCUUAAUUGCUCUUUUAUGUUCUAUUAUUAUUUUUAAAACUGUUGUGCUCAUUGGUUAUCCACUCUCCUGAUUUCGACAACAUACCCGCCUGUUCCGUUACUACGUGCCACAGUAGACGAGAUAAGCCAGCUACCUAUAUUUCGAUUCGCUACCAUGAAUGAAGGGUCUUAUAACAAUGUUAUUCGGAGUAGCAGCCCUUUCUCCCCUGCGACACCCAACCCUGGCGCCUACAAGGCGAAUGUAAAUCGAACAAAGACUAGAAAAUGGGUUGAGGCGAAGGUUCAAAACUACGAUGGCGACGAUUGGGGAAACGAGUAUGAGGACGAAUACGAUGAGUUCAAUGAAUCCAACCAAGAGCCUCAGCCAUCAGCAGCGACAUUACGCCCACCGCAGCCAAGGACAUUCUCUCAACCUCAGUCCACCGCCGAUCCUUCAGCGGCUUCUGGUCUGACAGGAACAAGAAAUGCACAAGACGUCCCGCCAUCUUUACACGUACAAACUAGUGUCAAUCCAAGGACUCGCCCGUUUGAAACCGUCUCGUCUGCGCAGAGUUCUUCUGGUUCAGCACGCUUCCCCCUCCGCCAGAGUAGUAAAACCGCAGAUGAUAAUCUCACCCCCAGUGCACUUAGAUCAGGCACUCGAGCAGAGUUGGGUUCAGCUGCCCCGCCAUGGUUAGUCCAAAGAGAAAACUCGGCAGGUAGUUCUACAAGCACGUCGCAAUUGGUUAGGCCGUCGGAUAUAUAUCGUCGAGUAGGAGAAGAUCGGGAGAAAGAACGAAUCUCUAUGGAGUCCAGUAGGCCUAGCAUGGACAGCGCCCAGGGACGAAAUAGCCGAUCAUCUUCGCCAUCAAAAGUCUCGCGCCUCGUAGCCGAACACAACCAGGGGAAUGGUUUUGGGAGCCAUACUAAUCCAGAUACAUCGCUCAGUACGAAACAGAGCCUAGCUCCAGUUGAAGAGCGGGUUACCGCAAAUGCUGAAACCGGAGCUCUCAAUGACGAGACCAAGUCGUUCGAAGGGCUUGUGAAUCCACCGCGACUAUCUACUAGUCCAAAGUUGCCUGAUCUUACACGUUUGUCCGGCUUUGGCGAUGACUUAUUCUCAUCUUCCGGAAAACACAUUUCUUUGCAUCGUCGCUCGGUAGCUCAAAAUUCGGACAGCCAGAACACCAAUUCCACUGAUACCAGACCUGACCUAUCAGCGAGAUCAGAGGACAAGCAGGGUGACCACGUAGGACGUUCCGAAAGGAACCAUCCUUCUAGCGUAUUAGAAGGUCCAAAACUAGAACCCAAUCCCGACAUUAUCAUGCCUUCAUUAGAAGCUAAGCCAGAACCGCAAAAAGAAAACUACGCGACUUCGUCUCAAUACUUUACGCAGAGCAGACCUCAGCUUCCGGGAACCUGGGUGUCGGAAACUGUCACCCCUGGCCCCGAACGCCUAACACCUGCAGAGAAGGAAGAAGGGCCCAAGUCUACCCCCUUGGGCAGCAUUGCGAACAGAGAUGGGGCACCAAUAAGUAGUAGACACGCGGAGCCUGCUGAUCUUGAACCAACCACGACUGUCCGACAGCUGCCAUCAGCGAACGACGAUUCGAAAGCAACUGCAAAAACUAUUGCUGUGGGUGGGGUUGGAGAAGACGGUUUUAAUAACCCCACCGGAAAACAUGACGACGAGGUUGCAUCUAAAGUAAUUGCUGCCGGGCCUGGACUUCACCCAACACCCCAAUCUCUCCCGCCUCUGAAGACGGAGCGUUCCGUUAAUCCGUCCCAUCCAGCACAGAACGUUGAACAGGAAGCGCCUAUUUCAAGUACCAUGCUACUCUCACCUUCAACCUACAAAAAGCCACCGCCCCACUCGCUAUCUGCUCACGGGAGUGCAGCACCUGCUGGACCCGAGUUUACUCUUACGGCGCCGCUGAACCCUCGUCGCUCUAUCGCUGCCCCGCCCGAUCUUGUAACGUCUGGUAUAGAGGAGCGGAUAUUCACGACGAGUGCCGGUGAUAGUGCGUCUCCAGAGAAGGAGAGCGACAAACUAAGUGAGGAGAUAAUCAAGUCUUUAAGUAGUUCAACAACUUCACCUGAUGCAGGUGCCGUCCUAGGGUCCUCUCCUAGCGAUGCUGAGCCGGCCCCCGGCAGGUUAACACGAGAGAGUACUUAUCUAUCUGGUGUGUAUGAUGAUUACUUGGCAAUGGUAGAUGAUAAAUCUCUUCAAGAAACGGGGCAAGUUCUGAGGCAGGGAUCGAGGCCAUCGUAUUAUGGUCCUGAUGACACAGAGGCUGCCCAUGGCUCAGACCUACAGAAAGAAAAUGUCUUUCCAGACAUUGCUCCAUUGAGCUCGCGCCGAAGCCCAGUACAGGAGCCGACGAAACGAGAAAGACGAUUCUCUUGGGAGGAUAGCCGUGAGAAAGCUGGUAACGGUUCAUCGGAGUCCAAACCACCUUCAUCAGCACUUUCCUAUGGCUCAAACUCGGCGCCUCAGGUAGAAACUAGCCUGGCUCCAGCUACAGAGACAGAAAAGUCUAUUUCUUCAGCGUUGCUCCAAGCCCCGUCGGACGAAACAAUCAAAUCACCUCAGACAGAUGGCCAGGCUCCUAUAGAUUCUUCAUUGACGCUCCUCGAACCUUCUCCCAUUAUACGGACGGCCACUGAGCCAGCUAUCGACAAACAAUCAGCAUCGCCCGAACCUCACCGUCUAUCACUUGCCGACGAGAAAGAGCAAAUACUAGAACAAUCUGUAUCAGACACACCAUCGGCAGACCAACAUCCCGCUUUAGCUAGCACGCUACAGUCAACGCCUGAUCCAUCUACUACUGCUCAGACAGUACCAUCUUCUCAAUCGAUGCAACAGAUCAAGCCCAUGGCUUUUAGAGACAUCCUUAACAUUGUCUCUACUGAACAUAGGAUCCAAAAAUUUGAUGAAACUCGCUCUCAGUUUUAUGCCAUGGAAUCGGGGUUGUCAGCCUGGAUUGCAUACAUGCAGAGCCUGCCUGAGCAUGCAACAGGAGGAAAAGCUGGCGGUGUACUAGCCCAAGGGCAGAUGUCGCCAUCCAGUAUGACACCAAAUCAGGCUCAACAGCCAUAUUAUCAACAAUACUUGGCCGCCAGCCAUCCAGGUGCGCCUAUGCCACAGCUUGGAAGGUCAAAUACUGGCAGUCUACAGCAAACCCCCACAGGACAGCCUGCAAGUAGCUUUGGCAAUAACAAUCAAGUUGGAGCAAAGAGUAAAGAGUUUCUACACGCGGCGGGAGCUUUUGGCAACAAGGGCAUGAAGUCCGGCAUGAAACUCUUUGCCAAGGGAAAGAACAAGCUUCGCGGGACAGGAGAUAAAGUGUUUUUCUAACCUGUCCUAUUCUCCUAUUUUGUCUUUGGGUUUCAUUUGUUUAUUAGGCAGGUGGCGGGACGGUAUGAGACGGUGGCAAUACAUUAUUUCAGGUCAACCCCGUUGCUGUUCUUUGAGGUUAUUUCUUGAUUCUGGGAUGAAGGGUUUGUCAAACAGUCA